Molecule: messenger RNA, 2601 nt
Organism: Prunus persica (peach)
Lineage: Eukaryota; Viridiplantae; Streptophyta; Magnoliopsida; Rosales; Rosaceae
Exons: 2
Coding region: 1-2601 (866 amino acids)
Source: RefSeq, a predicted model, not a curated record
AUGGUUGAUACAAGGCGUACGAAGAGUAACGCCACCACGACGGGCCCAUCUUAUGGUUUCGUGGUGGAAACCUCAAUGCAACCGCACGGAAUCGUGGCUGCCAACGCCCUGCAGUCGUCCUCCAGUGCUUUGCAGCCGCAUUCAGCUGCAGGAAGGGCAGAACAGCCGCCACAUGACCCCGGGACCUCCACAGCCUUGCAGUUGCCGGUGCCGAUUACAGGAGCUACUCUGCCCCGCUGUCCUGCAGUCGUAGCACAGCAGCAGCCACACCACUCAACUACCGGAUUUGCUGCUCAGCCCCAUGGCUACUCCGACGUCAUCCCAGUCUUGGAGCAGAUCCAUUCUCUCCCUCCUCUACGAUCACACUCGACAUAUGCACCUGUGUACGCGUCUAAUGGAGCCCUAGCCCAUAUGCCGUUAGGCCCGAUGCACAACGCUCUACUUGACCCGCGCAGUCAGGUGGACCUUAACUCACGGGUUGAUCAACUCACACAGAAGGUCGAUGAUCAGAACAACCUGAUUGGCCAGCUGCUCAGGCAGAUCAACUUGAAUCAAGGCCCUAACCUUGGACCCCGUGACGAGGAGAUGAGGGCACACCAGCAUGUCGGCGAGCAGUUCGAGAGGUCCCAAGCUGGUCAGACAAGGGCAAAUCGACAGAGGAGAGAUCGAGAUCGAGUAGAUGAGACGCAGACAGCCGCGAGCCGUACUCUGAGCCUUUCGGGGCUAGAACCAAGGACCAAUAACACCCAAGGAGAUCGACCCUUGGGAACCGAGGAAAAAGUUAGCCGGUCGCGCUCGAGGCACCGAAGACGCCGGCCCGAGACUCCAGUCCUGCGAGCAGAGGACGUCGAGAAGCUAGUAAAUGACCGACUCCAAGCUCUUCAACUUAAAGGAAGCGCGGAGGAGGCCCUGCAUAAGGAAAUUGAUCGAGUUGACUGCUCGCCCUUUACCGACAAAGUGGAACGAGCUCCUCCACCAAAGCGGUUCAUAGCGCCAUCCAUCACUCCAUUCAAGGGGGACUCUGACCCUGAGAGCCAUUUGAGGCACUUCAAGAGCACCAUGAUCCUGUACAAGGCAGACGAUGCCCUGAUGUGCAAAGUGUUCGCGAUGACCCUGCGAGGAGCAGCUCAAGACUGGUUCCACACUCUACCGUCCGCGUCGAUAGGAAACUUCAAGGAGUUGGCCUUCAUCUUCACAAAGGAGUACACCUCCUACAAGACGGUCAGAAAGCAUGCAGACCAUCUGUUCAACCUGCGCAAGAAGCCAGACGAGUCUCUACGAGACUACCUGAGACGGUUUAAGGCUGAAAAGGCUAACAUCAUAGGAUGCAAUGACCAAGUUGCAUCCUCAGCUUUCAAGAAUGGCUUGCCAACCGAGCACGAGCUAUACCGGGAACUGGCCAUAACACUAAGUCAAACCUUGGCAGAAGUGUUCGCGACGGCAGAACGCUACGCACUUUGGGACGAUGAUCGAAUCGCUGCAAAGAAAGCCAACAAGCAAGUUGAUCACCCGACGAAGCAGGCAAGCCAAAAGAGCAACCAGUUCGAGCAAAAAGCCCGAGAUAAGCGCAGAUCGCGGCCCCGAGAGGGAAGCUCAAAAAUUGGGACCUUCACUGAGUUCACUAUCCCAAUUCAUCAGAUCCUGGCUCAAGUAAAGGACAAGCAGUGGGUGAGGAGACCGCCACCCAUGAAAGGAGACCCCUCUAAGAGGGACACCAGUAAAUACUGCGCAUUCCACGGAGAGCACGGUCAUUACACCAACAAUUGCAAUGCUUGGAAAAGGCAUCUUAAAGAGCUGGUCAGAGAAGGUCAUUGCACAGAAUUCGUCGCAAAGAAGGCCAUCCAACAGAUCGAGGAUCGUGAUGCGGCUGCCAAGGAACCUCCCCAAAAGGUCAUUCGAAUCAACACCAUUCUAGCUGACUCUCAGGAGUCCGGGCUGACCACCAAGGAGCGCAAGAGGAAGAUCGCGCAUGCGACUUAUGUCUCCCAAGUCACAACAGGAGUACCAGUUAUCGUGGAUGCACCCAUCAUUGGUUUCCAGAAGAAAGACUUGAUCGGGCUUGACCUGCCUCAUAAUGACGCCCUAGUCAUCUGCAUUCAAAUUGAACAAGCUGUGAUCGAGCGAGUUCAUGUGGAUGAGGGCAGCGCAGCCAACAUCCUGCAACUAUCUGUCAUCCAACAGAUGGGAUUGGAGCCCAAGAUUAGCAAACUAGCCAGGUCGCUCACUGGCUUCAAUGGGGCCACAUCAAUCACUGUUGGACUGAUCGACCUUGACAUCCACUCACCCCCAGUAGUCUGCUCGCAAACCUUCAUGGUCAUCGACGAGAUCUCCCCGUACAACGGAAUCUUGGGCCGACCGUGGAUCAGCAAGAUCGAGGCCAUCACAUCUGCUCUACACCAGAAGAUUCGCUACCCCAUCCCUGGAGGCGGAAUCGGGCAGAUCAAUAGUGACCAAGCCAUGGCAAGAAGAUGCACAGCUCACGGACUCAAGAAGAGCAAGCAGUUGCAGUUCACACCAGUAAUGCAAGCUGCCAACGAGGCACGAAGCGCUCCCAGCAGACAAGCCAGCUCGAACGAGAAGGGAGCUGUUACCCCACAAUAG